This is a messenger RNA of Lycium barbarum (goji berry), 1086 nucleotides long. RefSeq lists its product as uncharacterized. Lineage: Eukaryota; Viridiplantae; Streptophyta; Magnoliopsida; Solanales; Solanaceae. The record is from RefSeq and is a predicted model, not a curated record. The transcript has 4 exons. The coding region runs from base 132 to 758 and encodes 208 amino acids.
CCAUUAAGACCUCAAAUAAGACUUCAUAACCUAACAACAUAUCCAACUCAUUUCCCACUCAAAAUCUGUGACUAUGGAGAACACGUGCGGCUAGGGUUUUCAAAACUAAGAAAUUUUAAAGCUUAUUCAUCAUGGUUAAUUUGGAGUUAAUAUUCAACUAUGGUGGGGAUUGGACUUAUGAGCCAAAAGUCAAGUAUGAGAAGAAGUUCCAUAACAUUUGGGAAGCUUGGGCUGUAGUUGACAAAGAGACUAAGAAAACAUGGGAUUGGUUCUUGAGAUUGCUGAAGAUGUCACUUGAACUAAACAUGGGAGAGGGAUACACUAUCAUUUCUGAUAUGCAAAAGCCUGUUAAGGGAAAAAAGCAACAGAAAAGGAAGAAGGUAGUUGUUGAUUAUGAAGAUAUUGAUGUGGACACACCAGUGGACAUACAACUAUCUGGACCAAAGCCAACUCAAGAAUCUAGCAAUCCAGCAACUCAGACAUUUGUCUUCAUGCCUAUACCAACAGCGAGUGCACAUCAGCCCAGCAGCAGUGAAUGUCCAGACUUUGAGUUUCCAGAAUUUGCAAAUGAAGAGGAGCCUAACUUGAGGCCUAAAGUUGUUUCAGAGGCAAGGACUAGGCUGCAGAAGAGAAAAGAGGCACAAAUGGUCACUGGGACAAGAACUAUGAACUUAAGGGGUGAUGCAACUGGUGUGAGUGAGCCAACAAAUUUAUCAUACUCACCAAGGGGACUCAGAAUGGGGGGGGGGGGGGUAUAAAGCUAUUACGGGCCACCAUCUCCUGUUGCAAGCAGCCAAAAAAUCUGGAAAAAUAGAGUCAAGGAAGCCCUACUGAAGUGUUUUUAUGUGUAGUAUGUUUUUGGAGUAAUGGUAUUGGACUUGUAUGUCCAAACUAAACAAAUUACUUGCUGAUGUAAUUAAUGGCUUAUGCCAAUAUAUUUGGCAGCAACUCUUUAGUGUUUUGGUAUGUUUGAAAGGAUGCCAUAGUAUAACUUAGGUGGUGAUUUGUUUUGUGGGUCAUAAUAUGGCAUCCGUUUGUUAUAUUUGAACUUGUAUGUUGACACUUAUUCAGCUAUGUGAAGUUAUG